Messenger RNA from Pocillopora verrucosa, 726 nucleotides. RefSeq names its product V-type proton ATPase subunit e. Gene Ontology annotation, cellular component: proton-transporting V-type ATPase, V0 domain. The record is from RefSeq and is a predicted model, not a curated record. Gene Ontology annotation, molecular function: proton-transporting ATPase activity, rotational mechanism. Lineage: Eukaryota; Metazoa; Cnidaria; Anthozoa; Scleractinia; Pocilloporidae. Gene Ontology annotation, biological process: proton transmembrane transport.
UGUCCGAAUAAUUCAAGAUGGAGAACAAGGGAAAUGCAGUAGGUUUGGCAGUUGUUCCAGUUAUUGUUGUAACGGCCAUAUGGGUAAUUGUAGGUGGAAUUGUUCCUCUUUUUAUCAAAGGACCGAAUAAGAGAUUGAUACAGACAAUGCUUGUUAUGACUGCUGUCUGCUGUUGGUUAUUCUGGAUUUGUGCUUAUUUCUGUCAACUUAAUCCUCUUAUUGGACCAGAAAUAGAAGCAGGGGCAUUAAGGGCAGCUGUCAAGGAAUGGGGAGGCAAAGAUGUUUAGCCUCAUGAAUAACAUUAAAGACCCAAUGAUUUGUAAUUGUAUAUAGUCUGUUCUGGUGAUAUGAUGUAACAGGAUACAGAUUGAAUUAUCCAAGAGGAUUUUUAUUAACUUAAUGAUUACUAUUAGGUUACUGGGGAUCAGUGCAGGAAGGAGACAGUAUUUUGGAUGUUGUAAAUUUUAACAGUUUACAUGCUAACCAUUUGAUCCAAUCCAUAAAUUGUAACCUAAUCUUUUCUUAUGUUUGCUGUUUCAAAAGUGUAAAUUGAUUCCUUUAAGAACUUUUUUCAUAAAAAUUACAAUUUGGCAUUGGUGGUGUAUGAGGUAGACCAAUAAUUUAUUUGUUCUUUGUUAUAAUGGCACUUUAAAGUGUAUAAUGAUCUUCUGGUUAUAUCUACAAACAAUCUGAAGGAGAGCGUUGAAUAAAGUUUAUUUUAAUGAA